AUGCUAGGAGCCAGACCAGUACGUCUCUCGUUCCUUCCUCCAGAGAAACGAUUCAGACUAAUAAACUCCAAGUCAGUUGAAGAUCUCGCAUUAGCUCUGCACGAGCAUAUCUUUGCUCAGCCCCAAGAGAGAUUCGCGAACCAGCCCUGGGAGUUGGUCAAGGCCAUCGAGACCUUCGCACAGAACAAGCGGAUGAUGAUCUUCAAACAGAACAAGCUAACCUUAGCACGUCAACAACUUCACGGUCUGCAGCCACCUCCGAAGACAAUAAUCGAAUUCGGUACCUACGUUGGCAACUCCGCCAUCGCCUGGGGUGCGAUUCUACGCGAUUUGCAUGGUGGGAAUGUGCACGAUUGCAACGUCUAUACUUUUGAACUGAGCUCAGUAAGUGCUCGGGUUGCUCGAGACCUCGUUCGCCUGGCUGGGCUGGAAGACCUUGUUCGUGUCCUUGAGGGACCUGCUGCGGAAUCGCUCAAGAAGCUGCAUAUAGAGGGAAAGGUGAAGCCGAGAGCAGUGGAUAUGGCGUUCUUCGAUCACUGGGAGAAGUUCUAUUUGCCUGACUUGCAGCUCUGUGAAGACCUCAAUCUUUUCCACAGAGGAUCUCUAGUCAUUGCGGAUAAUACCGACUUUCCUGGAGCUCCUGACUAUCUGGCAUAUGUCAAGGCUGGGGGUCGAGGAGGGAAGGGGACUGUUCGCUAUGAUAGUCAGUCAUUGAAAGCGGUAGCGGAAGAGGGUCAUCCGAGUGAUGCUGCACGAUUCCAAGCAUUGAAGUCCCUUCCUCAGCAGGACGAUUGUCCGAAUCCUAUCCACAAUGUACAUCAAAUACCUUCCCCCACAUACAGAUCGCGAUUGACCAACUUCAAACACAGGACCGUCUUCUCCCUCAUCAUCAUCAACAAAGCGGGCGGCUUGAUCUACCAGCGCGAAUUCCAGCCAGGACUGCGCAAACUCUCCACAAACGACUACCUCGUCCUAGCAGGGACGUUUCACGGCGUCCACGCCAUCACCCGCUCCAUCACCCCCAAGAUCCCCGUCUCCGCGCCCCUCCCAGCAACACCCGCUUCCUCCUCCUCAAACGUCGCCCUAUCGUCUCCCUCGGGCACAUCCACCCCGACGCCGGCAGCGUCGGCAUACAGCCUACCUAACCCCGGCGUACCAGUGACGGGCCUGGAAUCGCUCGAGACCGAUAAGUUCCGGUUAACGUGUUUCCAGACUUUGACGGGAACCAAGUUCCUCUUGUUCACGGAUCCGCUCAUGGCGAACAUCGAUGCGGUGAUGAAGAAGAUCUACGAGUUAUAUUCGGACUAUGUGAUGAAGAAUCCUUUUUAUCAGCUGGAGAUGCCUGUCCGGUGUGAGGCGUUUGAUCGACAUCUAGGCGGUUGGUUGAGAGGGAGGACAUGA
Aspergillus pseudoviridinutans is the source of this 1401-nucleotide messenger RNA. RefSeq lists its product as uncharacterized. The transcript has 3 exons. Gene Ontology annotation, molecular function: O-methyltransferase activity. Gene Ontology annotation, biological process: endoplasmic reticulum to Golgi vesicle-mediated transport. The coding region runs from base 1 to 1401 and encodes 466 amino acids. NCBI's taxonomy places the organism in Eukaryota, Fungi, Ascomycota, Eurotiomycetes, Eurotiales, Aspergillaceae. Gene Ontology annotation, cellular component: TRAPP complex. The record is from RefSeq and is a predicted model, not a curated record.